ACAUCUAUCGAAAUGCACACAUUUCCAGCGGACAUGUAUCAUGGAUGGGAGAUCUACCCCGAAAAUCUACUGCUUCCUCCACUCGAGUCAAAUGUCUCCAACAUCAAUCUCAAGUUACGCCGGCGAUCCAACGAGCUCUUUGUUGAAAAUCAGAAGUCAAUAUUUUGGAAUUUGAGAUUAGGUCUACCACGAGAAGAUGGGACUCGAGAUGCCGUCGUGGAACAAAUUCAAAGCACAGAGUGCUUGACGGAGAUUCUAUCGCACAGUCAAGAGACUAGGAUGUUUUUCAUCAACCAAAGAUUUUCUUGGAGCCGCCUAUACAUUAGUGAAGAGCAUUUCCGACGCUUGUUUACGUUUCUCAGAGUCCACCCCAACUUCUUAGACACGGUGUUCCUAUUUUCUGCCAAGAUUGGGCCUGAAGAGGAAGGAUAUAGUUCGUUUUUCGUCGAUAAUGACCCUUCGGAGGCAGGUAAUAAGCCUGCGGUCGCUGGAGAGCUUUCUGGUCACUACAUCGGAUACAACAUAAAAUAUGUUGCAAGGCAUGGGCGAGCCUUACCCAAAGACCCUUUUUCCAUUCGAGAGAUAGGCGUGUAUCAACACUACUCGUCGCAAACUGGGAAGUGCGAAUGGGUAUUUUUGCAAGCUCCUGAUCAGCUUAAAGCCUGUUUGACGCGGACCUUCAAAUGCUGUGAAGCGACUCUGCCUAUAAAACAGCAUAUGCUUCAUGCACUAGUUUUGCUUCAUGUUUCAGACGGCUGGCGCGAAUAUCUGGCGCAUCUCGAAGAACAAUUUUCUGGACUUGUUGACAAAGGCUUCUAUACCAAAGUCAAAGGCACCCAACAGGAGGGAGGCAUAAGUCUGGACUUUUCUGACCUCAGAAAAUUGCAUGUUCUGACCGAUAAAUUACGGAGACUCUCUCAUCUGCUGAGACUGAAUAUCCGUGUCGGGGGGCAAUUAAAGGAAACUUUGUGUCGUCUAGGAACAGCGCCAUCAGGAGACUCACGCAGUGGAGUCAUCUCAAUACAGAACAAGCUAAACAGUUUCCUAGUGGGUCAAAAGAUAAGUGCAGAUAGGGUAGAGUCUCUGAUCUUGCGGUCUAAUGGGAUAGGCCAGCUGGUCCAAAGUAUCAAUGACACUCGUGCAGUGGAUGCAAGCAAUCAGAUAAACCAUGAAAUGAAGAGGCUGACAGAACAAGGUAUUGAAGAAAGCAAGUUGAUGAAGAAAUUGACGGAAAAGUCUGCACGGGAUACACGAUCUAUGAUGGUCAUUGCAUUGAUCUCCGCGGUUUUUCUACCUGCCACAUUUUUAGCAACACUGUUCGGAUCCAACUUCUUCGACUUUUCCGAACAUGACCACAGCUUAGUAAUUGCGUCAAACUUCUGGGUGUAUAUUCUCAUUACCACAGGAUUCUCUUGUUUGAGUUUACUUUCCUGGUAUGUUUGGAGGCGACGGAUAGAGCAGAGCAAGGCAUUAGGAGACCAAGAGUCUCUGUAAGGGGUGGCUAUGCAUGAACCCCGCUCAGAAAAGAGGCGUUGCGAUACGAGAUCGCAUGGGCUGGCGGUAUGAAACCCAAUCCGUGCUGCAGGCAAUAUCGGUGGCGGCUUGGCAAAAUGAUAAAAGUCACUAUUUCC
Periconia digitata is the source of this 1631-nucleotide messenger RNA. Lineage: Eukaryota; Fungi; Ascomycota; Dothideomycetes; Pleosporales; Periconiaceae. The record is from the annotation of a GenBank genome assembly.